This is a messenger RNA of Alexandromys fortis (reed vole), 1106 nucleotides long. It is a transcript of the gene Il13, whose product is annotated as interleukin 13. Gene Ontology annotation, molecular function: cytokine receptor binding. NCBI's taxonomy places the organism in Eukaryota, Metazoa, Chordata, Mammalia, Rodentia, Cricetidae. The transcript has 4 exons. Bases 16 to 414 code for a protein of 132 amino acids. Gene Ontology annotation, cellular component: extracellular region. The record is from RefSeq and is a predicted model, not a curated record. Gene Ontology annotation, biological process: immune response.
UUGGCUCUGGGCUUCAUGGCGCUCUGGUUGACGGCAGUCCUGGCUCUCGCCUGCCUCGGUGGUCUCGCUGCCCCAGGCCCGGUGCUGCGAUCUGCGGCUCCUUCCGAAAUGCCCCUCAGGGAGCUUAUUGAGGAGUUGAUCAACAUCACACAAGACCAGAGGGCUCCCCUGUGCAAUGGCAGCAUGGUAUGGAGCGUGGACCUGAGAGCUGGCGGGUUCUGUGCAGCCCUGGAUUCCCUGACCAACAUCUCCAGUUGCAAACCCAUCUACAAGACCCAGAGGAUACUGAAUGGACUCUGUACCCGGAAGGCCUCAGUGGGGGUUUCCAACCUUCCAGACACCAAAAUCGAACUGGCCCAGUUUAUAAAAAAACUGCUCGAGUACUCAAGGCUACGUUUUCGCCACGGCAAAUAACCCUGAAGACAGAAAAGCACAGAUGCAGGCCCUGGGCGUCACAGUUGUGGAGCCAUUGCUCUUGCUCAAAGCAGACCUUUCUUGGGGAGGCCGGGAGGAGGGCUGGGGAUGGAUGAGAUUGGUUUAGCUUUGACCUCAGGCUGCCUGCCUAGUGCCAGGGGGCUUAGCCUGGCAACCUCCUCUGUCCCCCCCAUCCCUGUGCCUGUGACCCUGCUUCAUCCAGGCCAACUGAGGCAGAGAGCAACUUGGACACAUUUCUUCUUGAUCUUAUUUAUUAUGGUUGUAUGUUAUUUAAAUGAGUCUGUCAGUAUUGGGGUGGGGGAAUGGUUUGCUGCCUAUGUCCCCAGUGGGCUCUGGGGUCCCUGGCAAUAAUCACUGUAUACACAAUUCUGCUACCUCGCUGGGGCCUCCAGGUCUCACCUCAGGCUGGGGACAGGAGGGAAGGCCAGAGCCACACAGAGCUGGCUGAUGACAGGCCAGCAGGCAGCAACCAGCCCUCAGUCAUAAAGUAACUUAUUGUUUUAUCCUUAUAUUUAAAAUAUUAAAUAGGUUAGCAAAGAGUUAAUAAUAUAUGGAAGAAAUGUCUGUUACACUUAAGGUGAUGUGUGGGGAGUGGGGGCAAGGGUUGUCAUUGAACAUGUUUUUUCAUUGACUGUCAAACUAGAAACCAGAAAUAAAGAUGGUGACAGAUA